GAAAAGAUAGGAGGGGGAGUGCAUUAAACUUGUCCUGGGGACGAGGUAUUCAUUUUUGCUUGCCAGGGGUUCUUUCUAAUACCGACAUUUUUUUAUUGUAUCGACAAUGUGAGAAUUUGGAAACAGAUUUGGAAACAUUUUCGGUAAAUUUUAGUCGAAACUUGUUUGUUAAAAAGCAGAUCCUGUUGGAAACUUGAACAACGCAAUUUUCCGACAUGAAAGUAGCUAGUACAGAGUCUUUAAAGGUCAUUUUAAAGCUGUGUUGCUAUAUAAAAAAAUUUUCAUUUAGUUUUUUUAGAAUUAGGGAUUUUAAAUUUGUUUUUUUUUGCAGGAUAAAAAAAAGAAAACAAUACAAGAAAUGGAUAAAUAUUUUGGAUUUGUUUUUUUUAUGUUAACAAUCGCUGUGAUUGAGAUGAGAAGUAUUGAAGAUGGUUUGCUUUACAAGAAUGUGAAGAUACCAAAAAAUUGGAAAACAGAUGAUAGAUAUUCGUUUCAAUGGAAAGGAGAUUAUACUUACGGUAUACCCGAUGAUUCAAAAUGCGAAAAAGUUAUCGUGCCGAAAUACGGUCGAUUUGUCUGCGGCCCAAAAAAUUCGGGUCGGAUUAUGUGUUUAUGUCAGUGUAUGGAGGGAUACGAAAUCGCUGGGAAACCGAUGAUAUAUCUUUGUAAAGAUGAAGGAAAAUGGCUCGACAUAAGACACAAUGAAAUUCCAACUCCUCAUCCAGAAUGCCAAAAAAUCGAAUGAGCGUCUCAAAAAGGCUGGGAAUAGAUGCUCAAAACAACAGCGAUAAAAAUAGACUUAAUCCUUAGACAUUAGUCAACUUAAGUUAUGUUAAGUAAAUAUAUUUCAGCAAUUAAACGGA
Hydractinia symbiolongicarpus is the source of this 863-nucleotide messenger RNA. RefSeq lists its product as uncharacterized. The transcript has 2 exons. The record is from RefSeq and is a predicted model, not a curated record. Lineage: Eukaryota; Metazoa; Cnidaria; Hydrozoa; Anthoathecata; Hydractiniidae. The coding region runs from base 359 to 745 and encodes 128 amino acids.